Messenger RNA from Mizuhopecten yessoensis (Yesso scallop), 3987 nucleotides. RefSeq lists its product as uncharacterized. The transcript has 18 exons. The record is from RefSeq and is a predicted model, not a curated record. Bases 94 to 2256 code for a protein of 720 amino acids. Gene Ontology annotation, molecular function: histone binding; nucleosome binding. Lineage: Eukaryota; Metazoa; Mollusca; Bivalvia; Pectinida; Pectinidae. Gene Ontology annotation, cellular component: nucleus. Gene Ontology annotation, biological process: regulation of transcription by RNA polymerase II.
CUUAAUAACCGGAAAAGGUUAUGGAGGAUGAAUAGUUAAGAUGCAAACAUUAUGUGAUUUUGAGGGGCUUUUUAGAAUUUGGAGCUCGCCAAUAUGAAGGAGAUGGUUGGGGGAUGUUGCGUAUGCUCCGACGAACGCGGAUGGGCUGAAAACCCACUCGUUUAUUGUGAUGGAACUGGUUGUAAUGUCGCCGUACACCAAGCAUGUUACGGGAUCGUUCAUGUGCCGACAGGACCUUGGUUCUGCAGGAAAUGCGAGUCUCAAGAACGGACAGCUCGAGUGCAGGGUAGCAACAGAAAUAGUACUCCAGAACCUUCAAGAUGUGAACUUUGCCCCCAGAAGGAUGGUGCACUAAAAAGAACAGACACUGGUGUGAGUUGGUGCCACGUUGUUUGUGCGCUGUUUAUACCCGAGGCCUGGUUUGCCAAUGUGCAGACCAUGGAGCCUAUUGUACUGAAGAAUGUGCCACCAGAGAGAUUUCACAAGACAUGCUACAUCUGUGAAGAACAUGAGCGAAGCAGCAAGGCUACCCAGGGAGCAUGUAUGCAGUGUAACAAAAAUGGAUGUAAACAGAACUUCCAUGUCACAUGUGCUCAAGCCCACGGGUUGCUAUGUGAGGAAGCUGGUAACUACGGAGACAAUGUCAAGUAUUGUGGAUACUGUGCUUAUCACUACAAAAAACUGAAAAAAGAUGCAAAUAUCAAAAUCAUCCCUGCGUUUAAACCCAUACCAGCAGACAAUGCUACUCCGGACAAUUCACCGGAGAAAAACAUCAAUUCCAACAAGAAUUUCAAGAAGGGAAAUAAAGCAGAGGCCAAGUAUACGUCCUCAGAACUGUUCGCCCAGCAACGCGAGUCUCGUUCCCAGAUUUCCAGUGCCUACUCCACAGUACCACCAGGUGGUGUUGACGUACUUAAGGAACGGGAGAUCAAUACACCCCCAUUGUCACACAGUAGUGGCAUAGGGAUGUCAGACUCGUCUGCAGUCAGUUCCACAGAAUCUCCGUCUAUGGACGAGCAGGACACUGCAAUCUUGGAUCUAACCCACAACGGUGAUCCAAAGCUCCCUCUGGUAGCAGAGCCCAAAUUCAUGGCCCCAAAUUCCAAUGACUCUAGUAUGAUGGGUUCAACAAGUGCAGCAACUAGCUCCUUAGGGGCUCCGGCUACAUCAUUUUCGGGUGUUCUGGAGAACUUUGUGGGUGGGGUGACAUCAGUGUCGAGACAACAUUCCCUGGAUGACUCCGCGACAGAAGAGGAUGAAGACUCCGAUGUCAUGGAUGGUAAACGCUCUAGGUCAAGGUCACUGGAGAAAGGAGAUAAAAAGGUAAAGAGAUUGAAGCAAGGACAGGGGUCAUCAGGUUCAAAAAAGGUCAAAUCAGGGUCACAAAAUGUGAAGGAGUCAUCGCCUCCAGGAACAAAGAAGGCAAAAUGGAAAGGGGAUGGAACCAUUAGUAAUACAGUAGCUGGACUGGCAGGGAUGAAUAGUUUUGCUACAUUUGGAGGAAGUCCAUAUUUUCAAAGUCUCAGUGCCCCAAGUCCACUGUCUUUGUCAUCAUCUUUUGGGCCGACAAACAAUAUGAAUGCUGUGAGUCCAGAAAUGGAUGGCAGUAACGAGUUAACAGGAGUGCCAAAAAUGUUUCCAAGUCUCACAACUUCACCGUCUAAACAAGACAAUGGUGAUUUCCCAACGAGUCUGGAUCAGCUACUCGAGCGACAGUGGGAGCAGGGAUCUCAGUUCCUCAUGCAGCAAGGACAACACUUUGACAUUGCCUCCCUUUUGAGCUGUCUUCAUCAGUUAAGAUCAGAAAACAAACGUUUAGAGGACCACAUUCAGAGCCUGACAUCUCGACGCGACCACCUACUGGCAGUGAAUGCACGUCUUUGUCUAUCCUACACCCCGACAAACAACAUCAAUACUGCCUCUCUAGACGCUAGCCAGCACAGUCCCAGGAUCUCACAGGAACAAUGUGGGAGAAGCAGUUCUAAUCAUAGUCCAAAUGUUAAUUGUAACUCACCUGUCACAGCUCAAAUCAACCCAGCAGCACUCUCAUCCUCAGCUCUGACAGUUCCUGUCGGCAUACCCAAUCAUACCAUACAGACCUCACAACCUCCAUACAACAUUUCUCAUUCUAUCGGAAACCUAUCUAGCAUCGCCAUGGCAACCACAUCAUCCAUAGCAACAGCAAGUGCUGAGAGUUCACAACAGUUAUCUCAACACAAACUACAGAACAAUCUCACGAACAAGGAUAACACUUGAACGUAAACCAGUGUCAGUUUUCAAGUUUUACAGAGCAUGACAAAGUUUCACUGAGGAUCACGCCACAAGUUAAACUCAGGCAUAAGCUGCUGAUCAGGAUAAACUUGAUCAGAACAGCUGAUGUGUUAUUGAUGAACACUAUAUCAGUGUCGUCGCAAAACAAUUGCACAGAGCAAGUCAUUGCAUGUGCUAAACGUGUCCACCUAGGAGAGCAUGGUCACUCAAAGAUUUGGUUUACUGAUUGAUAACUUCUUGGUAGACUAUCAAUUCACACGUAUUUAUGUGCAAUGUUCAGUGUGCGGGACAGAACAAAUUAUUGGUCAAUUGCAGACUGGAUCAGUAGUAUACAUAUACAGCAUGGUGUGUGGUUAGCCAUGGAAUUCGUUCAGCCUUGUGAUUGGUCCAUUUGUGUAAGUGGUCCUGUUGUGUGGAGUAGCUGAUUAUUACGACAGUAUGUGAAGCCGAUUUAGUUGGCACAUAAAUCUGAUAGGGCCGUUGCAGAAUUGAUAGGGCAGAAGGGAAGCACUUGACUGGGUGUAGUGUGAUAUUAUUUACUGUUUCUUAUAUUACUACAGUCUAUUUGAUGGUUGAUGGGGUUACUGAAGUAUGGUUUCCCACGUCUUACUCCAUGAUUAAUUUGGAAUAUGCUGUAUAAAAAAUAGAUGAAAAAGUCAGUGUUACAUCUAAUAACAGACUUUAAAAGGGGGAGACUCAAUUUUCGGAAAUUUUCUCAUCAGUGUUAUCUCCAGUGUGAAUUCAACAUGAUCAGGAAUAUUUGUAAUACGUAAAUUGUCAGACCAUCUUAAAACCAGAGAUUUAAACAUGAUAUUCUUUUUGCAAAUUGAAAUUUUCAUUUAAUUAAGUCAGGUUUAUUGUGGAAUUUGAAGGGGGAAAACCCAGAACUUUAAUAGCUUUUGGCAGUGGUAAGAUGUCAAAACAUUGCAUAUGACAGGAUUUAUAUAUAAGAUUAUCUGCAUUUGUUGUGAGGAUAAGAUAUCAGGAUUAUCUGAAGUUGUCUCGAGAAUGAGUUAUCAAGAUUAUCUAGUUAUGAUGAGAACAAGUUGUCAUGAGAAAAAGAUAUCUGUCAGGAUGAAAACGGAUUACCAAGAUUACAAGUUGACAUGAGAAUGAGUUACAAGGUUUAUCUUCUUGGAAUUCAAUUCAGAUAUGUAGAGAAAAUAAUUACCCAACCAGAAACAUUCGGAUAUGUAGAGAAAAUAAUUACCCAACCAGAAAUUAAACAAUCAGAUUACUUUUAUUAACUGACAAUUUCCAGUUCAACUGGCACACAUUGUCGGUCAACUUAUGCCAUGGUGUGUCAUCUGUCGUCUUUUGAUUUUGUCAACUUUUCCCUAACAUUUGACUACUUCCAUAAGAGGAUUUAUUAUAUGCAUGAACAUUUCUCGCAAUCACAUUGGUCGGAUCAUGUACACGUGACCAGUCCUCAAAAACUCAUGUAGACUGGUUAUCCGGUGAAUAUCGAUUUCUAAAUAUAGCCUAUAUGGAAAUACCCCGGAACCUGUCAUAGCGCAUGCGCAGUUAGACCGGAACGUGAUCUGUCAGACAACAUUAGAAGAUGGCUGCUGGCAAACGUUUCUCCUCCGUUACAUCAGAAAAUUACCAAAACUAUUCAAGGAUAAAGAUACUGUUAACAUAAAAAGGCCAUUGAACACGCAGUGCAUGUCCUCCAUGCUUAUCUUAAGAAAAAGAACCUAGACGACGUCUUCGAAA